Protopolystoma xenopodis is the source of this 252-nucleotide messenger RNA. The record is from the annotation of a GenBank genome assembly. Lineage: Eukaryota; Metazoa; Platyhelminthes; Monogenea; Polystomatidea; Polystomatidae.
AUGGCAGGCGUGCUCCAAGCGGCACGAUCGAUUGUGGCUGGAUUUAAAAAUCCCCAAAUUCGCGAGGCCGGCGUGUUCCAAGCGGCACGAUCGAUCGUGGCUGGAUUUAAAAAUCACCGAAUUCGCGAGGCCGGCUGCAACGUCGUGGAUGGACAGACUGCUCCGGUCGUCGCAUUGCUCGCCGCGUCUCUUCGGCCUGCCUUAACUGACCGACAGGGUGUGCCUUCGUGCCGAUCGAUAAUGACCGACUGA